Messenger RNA from Eruca vesicaria subsp. sativa (arugula), 2374 nucleotides. The record is from the annotation of a GenBank genome assembly. NCBI's taxonomy places the organism in Eukaryota, Viridiplantae, Streptophyta, Magnoliopsida, Brassicales, Brassicaceae.
CGUGACAGUAUUUUUGUUUGUUUGUUUGAAGAGUGACUUUUGCCUUCUGAUUUCAAAAACUUCCCAGGAAUCAAAACCCUAUCUCCCCCCCCACCAAUCACAAACCCUACCUUCUCGAUUCUGCUCAUUAAAGAUUCCUCCGAUUCGAUUCAUCGAAGAUUCUCCUGAUUCGUCUCUUUCCGAGCUUAAAUUUCGUAGAUCAGAGAUUGCAAAAUCUAAACAUCGAUUUGGUGUGAACUUUGAACAUUCAAAGCUUAAAACUCAUUGAAUCUGUAAAAUUGAAGAUUUUGAUGGAGUGAUUGAAGGAGGGAGGAGAAGACGAUGACUGGAUUGGGCGUUCGAUCCAGUAGCAAUGGUUCCUUGGAGAAAACGGGACUCAACGGCGUCGUUUUAUCUAUCCAUACAACUAACACGACGCGUACAAAGGGAUCUAAGAUGCAGAAGGAGAGGGAAGGUCUCACGAUACCUUGGAUCUUCAAAUUCGCUGGACGUAAGAAGGUCGGCAUGUUGCUCCUCUUCUUAAUCUCCGCCGUCGUAUUCCUCCGCGUCCUCUUCGUCGGUAAAGGUGAAGCUGGUCAGGAAGUUCAGGUUCCUCCGAGUCUUCAUUUCAAUGGCACUUCUGUUGUAAAUCAUUUACGAACUAAUGAAGAGGAAAGCGUCAACAUUCGUAAUAUAUCUUUUCUGGGAUUGAAUGCUGUAUCGUCUCCUCCUAUACAUUUUCUUGGAUAUACGCUUCCUCAAGGACAUCCUUGUAGCAGUUUCACCUUACCUCCUCCACCUGCCGACAGAAAAAGAACAGGACCACGCCCAUGCCCGGUAUGUUACCUUCCAGUAGAAGAAGCAAUAGCGUUGAUGCCAAAUGCUCCGUCGUUUUCCCCUGUUCUGAAGAACUUGACGUAUAUAUAUGAAGAACCACUAAGCAGAGACACGGAGUUUGGAGGGUCUGAUUUUGGUGGUUAUCCUACUUUGAAACAUAGGAAUGAUUCUUUUGACAUUAACGAAACUAUGAGUGUACAUUGUGGGUUUGUCAAAGGACCUCAACCUGGUCGAAAUACAGGUUUUGACAUUGAUGAGGCUGAUCUUCUUGAAAUGAAGCAGUGCCGUGGGAUAGUUGUUGCUUCAGCUGUAUUUGAUGCUUUUGAUGAUGUAAAAGCCCCACAAAAUAUCAGCAAAUACUCGGAGGAAACAGUUUGCUUCUACAUGUUUGUUGACGAAGAAACUGAGUCAAUUUUGAAGAAAGAGCGAGGCCUUAACGGCAACAAGAAAGUAGGGAUAUGGAGAGUUGUUGUUGUUCAUAAUCUCCCUUAUUCAGAUGGAAGACGCAAUGGAAAGGUUCCGAAGCUUCUUGUUCAUAGGAUGUUUCCAAAUGCUCGCUAUUCUUUAUGGAUUGAUGGAAAACUUGAGCUUGUCGUCGAUCCACACCAGAUUCUGGAAAGGUUCUUGUGGAGGCAAAAUGCUACUUUUGCAAUCUCUAAACAUUACAAAAGAUUUGAUGUAUUAGUUGAAGCCGAAGCAAAUAAAGCUGCUGGUAAAUAUGACAACGCCUCUAUUGACUUUCAAGUGGAGUUUUACAAGAAUGAAGGGUUAACCCCAUAUUCUGUUGCAAAGCUCCCAAUCACAAGCGACGUACCAGAGGGGUGUGUCAUUUUAAGAGAGCAUGUUCCCAUAAGCAACCUCUUCACUUGUCUUUGGUUCAACGAAGUAGACCGAUUCACUUCUAGAGAUCAAAUCAGUUUCUCAACAGUACGAGACAAGAUUGCAGCUAAAACAAACUGGACAGUAAGCAUGUUCCUUGACUGCGAAAGACGCAACUUUGUAGUUCAGAGAUAUCAUCGAGCAGAGCAAGAGAGAUUUGCAAGGCAAAACCCACCAGUGCCUACUUUUUCUCCUCCUCCACCUUCACUACCUAUUACUACACCAGUUUUGAUCAGCAGCGAUUUGCCUAGGAAAGUCUCGAGUGGAAGAGCGGUUAGCAGAACGCCACCUAGAAGGCGUGGAAGACGGUCUGGUUCAAGAGGACACAGGAAAGCUAAUCUGCCUGUACGAUUACCAGAUUCAGCUUAAGACUGAAAGAAACAAAGCAUCUUGCUGAGAGUUAGGGUUUCUUCUUCUUCUUCGUCAUGGUCACUGUCAUCACCAAACACACAUUCAAAUUUUACGACACAGUUAUGUUCCUUUUUUUGUUUUGUUUCUUUAUUGAUUUUUUAAGGAUUCGAAAUCAUUUUUUCAAUGUAUAUAUAUAUUAUACACAGAUAACAUUUUUGUACUUGGAUAUUAAAUUAUAGUUUCGAAUUUUUUUGAAGAAAGUUAAAACUCUGUCUAAGAGUAGUUUUGAGUGUUGUAAUUUUUUUGUGAGAGUACAUAUUGAUUCAGG